This is a messenger RNA of Mangifera indica (mango), 1187 nucleotides long. RefSeq names its product probable calcium-binding protein CML48. The record is from RefSeq and is a predicted model, not a curated record. NCBI's taxonomy places the organism in Eukaryota, Viridiplantae, Streptophyta, Magnoliopsida, Sapindales, Anacardiaceae. Bases 50 to 814 code for a protein of 254 amino acids. Gene Ontology annotation, molecular function: calcium ion binding. The transcript has 5 exons.
UAAUAAUAAUCCCAUCAAUCUAUUCUCUUUUCCGAAAGUUUCAUUCAAAAUGGAAUCUUAUGGUAGAUCCUACUCCUCCCAAUCCUACGCUCCCUCUGCACCCUCUCUGCCGGAUUCAUACGCCCAACCAUCUACCCAUUCCUAUAACGCCACCACUUCGCCACCGCCACCUCCAAGCUACUAUGGCCAACCGGAGCCUCAGCCGUCGUACCACCGCCAAGCACCGGGUUUUGGCUACCCACAGCCACAAGCGCCGAGUUAUGGCCAUUAUUCGUUCCCUCCUGGGACGCAUCCGCAUGUUAUAAGGAGUUUUGAGAUGGUGGAUAGAGAUCGGAGUGGUUUUAUUGAGGAUAAAGAGUUGCAGCAAGCUCUCUCUUAUGGCUACCAGGGGUUUUCUCUCAGAACUAUAAAGCUGCUCAUCUUUCUUUUCAAGGAUCCCCAUGAUUCUUAUUUGCGAAUCGGGCCCAAGGAAUUUGCUGCUUUGUGGAGUUGCCUUGGUGAAUGGCGAGGUAUAUUUGAGAGAUAUGAUAGAGAUAGAAGUGGUAAAAUCAAUUUGUUGGAAUUGAAGGAUGCUCUCUACAGUAUUGGAUAUGCAGUGCCACCUUCAGUCCUCCAAGUUUUGAUGUCCAAAUACGAGAAUGGAAAUGGUGGGAAGACUGAACUCAGUUUUGACAAUUUUGUUGAAUGUGGGAUGAUUGUAAAGGGUUUGACUGAAAAGUUCAAGGAGAAGGAUUCACGUUACACUGGUUCAGCAACAUUAACUUAUGACUCAUUCAUGUCUAUGGUCAUUCCCUUUAUUGUGCAAUAUGAUUGACUUUUCUGGUAGUUUAUGUUGUAUCACUUUGAUCCUUUCAGUGCUUGGGAACAGUUGUAUGAGUCGAAGGAGAAUUUGUGUAUUGAUAUGUGUUGAGUGUGCAGAAUACUUAAUGCAAGUUUGAGUUAGGUUUCUCUUUUAUGGGAAGCAAGUGUGAUAGCGAUUUCUUUGAUUUAUUAUGCCCCUUUUAGAGAGAAACUACAGAUGGAUAACCAAAUAGCAAUUAGAGAUGUUUUUGCUGAUGACAUUGCAGCCUUAACCAAAUGUCCAAUUGAUCCUGUUUUCCAUGUGUAAAUUUGAAACAAAAACAGAUGAUACCUGGUGUUUCCAGUGAUGGAUUUUUAGAGUAGCAAGAAGUACUUUUCGACUUUUA